This is a messenger RNA of Mesoplodon densirostris (Blainville's beaked whale), 1744 nucleotides long. It is a transcript of the gene JCHAIN, whose product is annotated as joining chain of multimeric IgA and IgM. The record is from RefSeq and is a predicted model, not a curated record. Lineage: Eukaryota; Metazoa; Chordata; Mammalia; Artiodactyla; Ziphiidae. Gene Ontology annotation, molecular function: immunoglobulin receptor binding. Gene Ontology annotation, cellular component: pentameric IgM immunoglobulin complex. The transcript has 4 exons. Gene Ontology annotation, biological process: humoral immune response. The coding region runs from base 16 to 492 and encodes 158 amino acids.
CAAAAGAAAGCCAAGAUGAAGAACUAUUUGCUUUUCUGGGGAGUCCUGACCAUUUUUGUUAUGGCUGUUCUUGUGACAGCCCAAGAUGAAGAUGAAAGGACUGUUCUUGUUGACAACAAAUGUAAGUGUGCCCGGAUUACUUCCAGGAUCAUCCCUUCUGCUGAAGAUCCUAGUCAAGACAUUGUGGAGAGAAACAUCAGAAUUAUUGUUCCUCUGAACAGCAGGGAGAAUAUCUCUGAUCCUACCUCACCCCUGAGAACCAAAUUUGUGUACCAUUUGUCCGACCUCUGUAAAAAAUGUGAUCUUACAGAAGUGGAGCUGGAUAAUCAAGUAGUUACUGCCACCCAGAGCAAUAUCUGUGAUGAAGACAGUGAGACUUGUUACACUUAUGACAGAAACAAGUGCUAUACAAACAGGGUCCCACUUACCUAUGGUGGUAAGACCAAAAUGGUGGAAACAGCUUUGACCCCGGAUUCCUGCUAUCCUGACUAAUUUAAGUCAUUGCUGACUGCACAACUCCUUAUCUUGAAAGGCUCUCCAUUUUGAUUCCAGGUAGUUAAUAUAUUUACUACCAGUGAAUUUGAAACCAUGAUUUUUCGGGGGGGAUAAUAUAAAACUAACUACCCCACUCCCCCCCCACCCCCUUGCCCCCAGGCAAAUAACUGAAAUAGUAGCAUUGUUAUUUUUUAAGGUAAAUUUCUAGCAUUUAAAAAAAUAGACAAGGGGAGAAAAUAAAACUCAAAAGAGUAAAAAUCAGGAGACAUAAUUAAAUUUUGCCUUUUUUUUUUUUGGCUUUGCCCUUGAGAGCCUGAGCUUUUGCACAUUCCAUACUAUUCUCUUUAAAAAAAGUAUCACUGUGCAGAGAAAAUUUAUAUGUAAAUAUAGGUCAAUUGUUUGUCUUCAUUAGAAAAAUAAUAAUUGGAAAACAUGUUUUGGAAAUAUUCAUAAAAUAAUUUUAAAAUGGGAUCUCUAAUAUUUAUGAAAACAGUUAGCUGAAAGUGACAUAAUUAAGUGUAUAAUUGAAAAAUAUAUUUUGAUAUAACAGAUUUGGGAGCAAAUGAUAUGGAUUUUUUUUAAUAAAUUUUUUUUGAUAAUCAGGAUAGUGUGAGAAAUUCCCAUUAGAAAUCACCUCUGUUUAUAACUGAAUCUAACAAAUUAUGUAUUCCAAAAUAUGUAUUCUCCAGCACAGUUUGAACAAUUAAAUAGAUUCAUAAGCAUAUACCUGUGUGAAAUAAUUUACUGGAAAAAAGUUUGCUUGUGUUAACUUUGCUGUAUGUAAGUAAAAAUAUCAUUUAUGGGACUUCCCUGGUGGCGCAGUGGUUAAGAAUCUGCCUGCCAAUGCAGGGGACACAGGUUCAUGCCCUGGUCCAGGAAGAUCCCACAUUCCCCAUAGCAACUAAGCCUGUGCGCCGCAACUAUUGAGCCUGCGCUCUAGAGCCCGUGAGCCACAACUCCUGAAGCCCAGGCACCUAGAACCCCGCCCCACAACAAGAGAAGCCACUGCAAUGAGAAGCCCGCGCGCCGCAACCAGAGAAAGCCCGUCACAGCAACGAAGACCCAGUGCAGCCAAAAAUAAAUAAAUAAAUAAACAAAUAAAUAAACAAAAAUAUCAUUUAUUACGGAGGAACAGUUUGUAAGUAUAAUUAUGCAUUAAUUACUGAAUUCAAACCUGUAAUAGUUGAGGUAGCUUUGUCAUUUUAUACCUAAAAUUAAAAAGGCCAAGUCCAUCCUGACAAAUAUAGUG